This is a messenger RNA of Suillus subalutaceus, 222 nucleotides long. RefSeq lists its product as uncharacterized. The transcript is spliced from 2 exons. The record is from RefSeq and is a predicted model, not a curated record. Lineage: Eukaryota; Fungi; Basidiomycota; Agaricomycetes; Boletales; Suillaceae. The annotation marks the transcript as partial.
CAUCUGCAUUUGGUUCUCAAGCCCCACGUGCGACCUUUACAUGCGUUCCAGACUAAAUUAGAGUUGGUAGGCGCUCUUCGAGACAUUGCCAAAAUUCAACAGACAGCAGUUGAGGAGUGCGAAAUUCUUCACCGUGACUGUAGUCUUAACAACACUAUGAUCUGUGAUGAUGGCAAUGGGGGUCGGGGAACCUUGAUCGAUUGGGAAUUUGCCGUGCAUAUU